AUGCCACCCAAAGCAGAUAUCAAUAAAGCAGGAUGGGAGCAAAGUGAAUUCCCGAUUCUCUGCGAAACAUGUCUAGGAGACAAUCCAUUCAUCCGAAUGUCAAAGCAAGAGUUUGGCCGCUCCUGUGGCACUUGUGCUCGUCCAUUCACCGUCUUCCGCUGGAACCCUGGGACUGGUAUGCGCUACAAAACAACCGUCAUUUGCCAAACUUGUGCGAAGGUAAAAAAUGUGUGCCAAACUUGCUUGCUGGACUUGGAGUAUGGCCUACCAACACAAGUCAGGGACACAGCUUUGGCCGUCCAGAGUGAGGCGCCAACUAGCGAUAUCAACAGAGAAUACUACGCUCAGAAUAUGGAGGCCAAGAUGGAAGGGGACAAGUCUAUGCUAGGAACGGGGCGGACGCAAUCCGUAGGGAAAGAAAUGUUGAAGCAACUCGCUCGAACCGACCCAUACUAUAAACGCAACCGACCGCACGUAUGUUCUUUCUUCGUGAAAGGGGAGUGUAGUCGCGGAAAUCAGUGUCCAUAUCGACACGAGAAGCCAGAGAACAAUGAACUGUCUCGUCAGAAUCUACAAGACCGUUAUCAUGGGAAGAAUGACCCCGUCGCUCGCAAAAUCAUGUCUACUCAUGCCGACAACAUGGGUUUGAAAGCCCCAGAAGACCAAAGCAUCACAUCUUUAUUCCUGUCCUCGUUAUCCACCGACUCUACGGAGCUCAGUAUACGUACGCAUGUUGUCAAGUCUCUUCCCUCCAUUCAACCGGCGCAAAUCAAAUCUAUUGUCCAUGUAGCGAAGUCUAGAUGCGCCUUUGUAAACUUCAAGGAUCGGCCAACCGCUGAGACUGCAGCCCAAGCUUGGUCUAAUGGCUUGGACAUUGAUGGGACAGUGGUGUCGAUCAAAUGGGGUAGAAGUCGGAACACCGCAAAACCUCCUCCAACCACGAUGCCUGCUUCGGGCUCAACGACAGCCGUAGCAUCUUAG
Messenger RNA from Pleurotus ostreatus (oyster mushroom), 981 nucleotides. It is a transcript of the gene SLT11, whose product is annotated as Pre-mRNA-splicing factor slt11. The record is from RefSeq and is a predicted model, not a curated record. Gene Ontology annotation, cellular component: Prp19 complex; U2-type catalytic step 1 spliceosome; U2-type catalytic step 2 spliceosome. The transcript is spliced from 7 exons. NCBI's taxonomy places the organism in Eukaryota, Fungi, Basidiomycota, Agaricomycetes, Agaricales, Pleurotaceae. The coding region runs from base 1 to 981 and encodes 326 amino acids. Gene Ontology annotation, molecular function: metal ion binding; pre-mRNA binding; U6 snRNA binding.